Eufriesea mexicana is the source of this 2205-nucleotide messenger RNA. RefSeq lists its product as uncharacterized. The record is from RefSeq and is a predicted model, not a curated record. The transcript has 12 exons. NCBI's taxonomy places the organism in Eukaryota, Metazoa, Arthropoda, Insecta, Hymenoptera, Apidae. Bases 10 to 2205 code for a protein of 731 amino acids.
UCUAAUGCAAUGAAAAAUCUUUACUGCGAUCUUGGCUUAGAAAAUGGUGAUUUAUGUCCUAUUGAUGGUGGGUGGACUUCUUGGAGCCCUUGGGAAUCUUGUUUUGGAAAAUGUGGUUUUAAAGGAAAAAAGACAAGACGUCGUACUUGUACUAAUCCUAUACCUUCUAAUGACGGAGCAUCUUGUAUAGGUCUCAGUUAUCAAAUUGAAAGUUGUCAAAUUAUGGGGUGCACUAUAAAUGAUUAUGAAGAAGUUGUAAGUACUCAUCCUAUACGUAAAGAAGAACUGAAAAUUGUGAAGGAAAUUCACAAAAAAUUACCAGCUCUAAUUGAAUUAUGUUUUCUUGUCGAUUGUACAUUUCCCAUUGUAGAAAAAGUUCUUAAAAGCAAUGCGAUGCUUUAUUGGAAUGCUAUGAAUUGUGUUAAAUAUGAUGUUGGAUGCCCAAGUGCUGGUGGUUGGAGUACUUGGGAAAUUUGGUCUUCAUGUACUGCAAUUUGUGGAAGAGGACAAAAAUAUCGUACAAGAGUUUGUAAUAGUCCAAUACCUUCAAAUUUCAAGUUAAGGUGCAAUGAUUUGGCAUUUGAAACAAGAAGUUGUAUGGGAUUUAAUUGCAGAAAAUUUUCAACAGGAACUUGGACUACUUGGAGUAGAUGGAGUACAUGCAGUGUAGAAUGUGGUAAUGGAAUUCAAACAAAAAUACGUUCAUGUUUAGAGACGCAAAGUUUACAAGGAACUUCAUGUAAAGGUUCAUCCAAAGAGAUAAAAGGUUGUGCAAUUAAUAAUUGCUCGAUAAAUGGAAUGUGGACAUCAUGGACAGUUUGGUCAUCUUGUACAUCAAAUUGUGGAAUAGGUAUACAGUUUCGAAAUCGAAUGUGUAACAAUCCCUCUCCAAGUGGUAAUGGUAGAUCUUGCAUUGGUUUAGCUUCUGAAGUUCGCCAAUGUUUCACUAAACCAUGUCUAGUUAAAUCACACGAAGUAGUACACUUUACAGAAAAAAGUAGUCUUUUAUAUAAUACAACUGGGAGAUCUUCACAUUUGCUUCAUAUGUACUUAAGAUUUUUACCAUUGUCUCCUUUCGGUACGAUUAUUUAUCGUUUUGAAAAUAAUUGCAAAGGAUUAAUAUGUGAUUUUGUAAAGUUGUUUCUUCAAAAUGGGAAGAUAGUACUUCUGUCUCAAAUUGCUGGUUGUUCUUUGGCUUUAAUUUAUGAGAAAAAAUUGGAAAUUGGACAAUGGCAUGUAGUCUUAAUUGCAAUAUAUGGAACUCGUGGUAUAUUACGUAUUAAUGAUGGUCUUCAUAAAGUUAGUACUUUUUCAUGUAUGCCAAUAUCAUAUAAUUUGGAUCAUGCUAUGAAAGUAGGAGGAUUUCAAGGUCAAAUUCAAGAAAUAACAAUUAAUUUUGCAUCUAUCCUACUUCGUGCAUCAAAAGAUAAAUAUACUAAAAAAUAUGGGAAUAUUCCAUUCAGUAGUCACAAUGUCCAAUAUUUGAUGGGGGAUGAUAAUGAAGGUUUUAUUUAUGUUGGCUUAACAGAUUCAAUUGCAGUAUCAUGCCCAAGGAACAUAGAAUAUUGGCAAAUUAUAAUUGCUAUAAAAGUAGAAGACAUAAAUGGAGUUAUAGCAAUUAUAUCAGAUGAUUCUUCAAACAAAUAUGUUUUAUUAUUACUAGAAGAGGGAAACAUAAAGCUUAAAUUUCAUCAAGGAGUAGCUUAUAUCGCUAUUGAGAGUAUGGAACAUAUUUUAAUAGGAGAUUGGUUAGAAAUAAUAAUAGCCCAAGAUGGCAAAAAUAUGUACAUGCAAAUUAAUGGAAAUGAAAAGAAAUAUGUGCCUUUAGAAAUGGAAGAAAUAAUGAUUACAUCUAUAACUGACAUAUUUUUGGGAGCUAUACGUGAUGAUAUGAAAGAAAAGAUAUGUCCUAACUAUAUUGAUAUACCACAAAUGAGUUUUACUCUUGGAUCUCUUAAUAUAAAUGGGAAAGAAAUAGAUCUUAUAUCAUUAUCAGUUUUAGAAACGAGUAGUAAACGAUUUUCUAGUCAUACUAUUAGUAUAUCUGACCAUUAUGAAGAAGUGUCAUUACUGUCUGGUCAAGAGCUUAAAUUAUCUUGUUUCUAUGAUACAGUUCCCCAUGAAAGAGGACAAAUAUUUUCUAAACCAACACAUGCUGUCUGGUUAUUAAUGGAUAAAUUAUUGCAAUCUUAUGGAGAUAAGUAA